AUGACCUCUGGGGCGAGGCACAUUCCGCUCUGGGUUGGGCCCUGGGGCAACAGGCCGUCGACCAAUGCGCUUGCCUCCUGCUGCUGCGAGCGGAUCCUGAUGGACCGGUUGGGGAGUAUCGGAGUGGGCAUGCUUUUACAGGCCAGAGCCUCGGUGCAGCGUGCGUGCGAGGGGCCUCACAAUGUUAUGCUGCUGGCUGCACGCGCAGAGGCGCUCCAUGUCAUUGUGCUCCUUACGCGGGUGUGUCCGGCGGAUCAUGUGAUGGCCGCAUGUUUGCCAGCUUUGGCCUAUACGCUGGCUCGGGAUCGCGGUGAAGAUCUGGCCACAUUGCUAGCUUGUCGCGUGUCGCCUACACAGCCUGGCUCCAAAUGCGCCAGGGUGGCUUGCUGCCUCGGCCUUAUGGCGCCGCAUGCGCUCAUGCCUCUGGUGCCCAUGACGACAUUGGCGGGGGCUUGUUUGGGCCAUGCCUCGCCGAUUGCAUCCAGGGAGGAGGUUGUUGAGGCCCUUGAGCACAUUUAUCACACUUGUGGCGAUGGGUACGAAGCAGUGGCCAGCAGGGACGCAACGUCCGGACUGGUUCACUCCUUGCACCUAAUUCGCAGCGCGCACGCAAGCGAAAAGGACACUGCUCGACUGGACCUGGGCUCCUUCCUCAGCCGCGGUCUGUUUGUCAAUGCUCAACGCCUGAUGGAGAAGUGCUCGCCUGCCUUCAUCGCGGUCGCCCAAGGCGGCACAACGACACAAUGGCUGCUGUGUGCGCUGGCCGCUGGCCUUACACCACCGCAGCCGGGCGCUCUUUCCCUGUGGGCCCGCUUCGCUGUGAAAACCGGACGGGUUGACUCACUGUAUGUCCUAUUGGCUGCUGGUGCGUACGUGGAAGGAGACCACCCCACUGAGAGUCUACUUGGCCGAGUCCUCCGACUGGAACCGACCCCUGCUAGAUUCGAGGGUAUGGUUCACACGCUCGUGGUGGCGAAGGCGCGUUGCCGAAUGCUUAUGGCGGGUGAUUUGCGCCCACUGGAGUUCCUCUUGGUCCGGAAGGCUGCAAUUGCCCCAGCGAUGUUAUGGCAUCUGCUGGAAGCCAGCGCGGAUGCCACGAUUCAACCUCACGAGCGUUUUGGCCAGGUCUCCCCGCUUGGCAUGGCUCUCGGCUUGGGAGAGUGCCUCUGUUCGUCCGGUCGGCGUUGCAUGGGUGCGUUAAAGCAAGUGCUCGAAACAGCUUGGCUCGAACAGAAGGGACGCCAAUUCUGGCGCUCCCUGGCCACGCUACAGCUGCUGUUACGAUGGCACUUGAGGAUGUCAGGACCGCUGGCCUGUGCCUGCAUUCUGACCCACCGGGCCCGCUAUUCUGCCGUUGGCUCCGGAUGGGCACAGCGCGGCUGGCCCAAACACGGCCUGUGCCGCUGCCGCUCGUUCGUUGCCCUGGUAUCUUGGGUCAUGGGUCACCGGGAUUUUCUUUACUUCCUUGAGCCGCUGGUCGGUGUGCCUGCCGGUAUGCUGGGGAUCACGGACGCAGCUGGGCAGGAUCUAGAAGUGGACAACCCGCGCCAUUUUACGCGCAUGGAUAAGAUGCGGAGGGGCGACUUGGCGAUGGUGUGUUAUGCCAGAGAGUGUGGAUGGCGCCUGGAUGGAUGCGUGGGCUGGGAGCCCUAUGCCAAUGCGCUUGCUUGGACCAUCGCACAUGCCGGGCUUGCCUUCCCGGCGAUCUUGCGGCACUACUUCGGCCUUCAGGGGCGAAAUCAGCUGCUCCGGCCGUUACUCAGCACUUGGAUUCAGGGAGAUCAGACACCGCCGGCGGCGGCCAGCGCGGCGGCGUAUUUCGUUUCCUACCUUGUGGGUAGGGAGCUGCGGGCACAGUUCCGGGAGAUGCUCGUUAGCGAUAUGGAACACGCCACUGCGACGUCGCCGCGCUGGCUGGUUGACAUGAUGUGGUAUGGGGCUGCCCCGUGGCCGUGGAAGCUAGUCACGGUGAUUGCUCGCCACAUGCUCAUGGAAGCGGCGGUGAUGCCCAAACAUAGAGCGGCCCAGCAGGGAGUGCGCGCCUGGGGGAGCGAAGGAACUAUCACGGUGUACCGCCCCGAUGGUGGCCUGGUCUUUUCCGUUGAGGAUCCUGUCCUGCACAAGGACUUGGAGUGGGCAGCUGCGGCCCUAGUCGGCUAUGCGCCUCAGUGGGGACGCCUUAUACAGUGCAUGCCGAAUGGGGAUGGCUUUACCAAUGACCCCAGUGGCAUCAUUGUGCGCGGUUGCUACCAACUCAUUCUCGUUAACCCCAUGGAUGGGGGCACAGCUAUCGAGCGACAAACCUUCAUUCGCGAUUCGCUGCUUCAAGACGAUCCCCUGUCACUCACCCGCGCGGUCGAGCUGGCCGAUGGCUUCGCUAGAUGCUGGGUGUGGGGCUCUCAGUUGUGCCCUGUGGUGUGGGCACUUGACCAACCUGUGGUGGUACUCAUCCGGGUCCUUGAGAUUAUGCGGGGUCGCGCAAUGCCUGGUGGUGACCGCCUUCGUACGGCGCUAGAGCUGGCUGCCUUGCGGGGUGAUACUCUCCAAGUGGCCAUCCUGUGCAACUACUUCCGCCAGUGGCCCUUUCACGAGCUCGAUGAACUUGCCCCCCAGGAACCUGUGCACAAUGCACUUCUUACGGCGGUCAAGUCAGGGAGCGUGGCCACUGUCUACGAGUUGCUGGUGGCGGGCUCCCCGCCGGAUCGGCGCACGUUGCACUUUGCACUCCUUGAUGCGGUGGGCUAUACAGCCCCGCUUGCUGUUACCAGACUACUGCUUUGCGCCCGGGCUGAUCCGGGCUUUGAGCAGGGAGACGACGAGGGUGAUGAAACGCCUUUUGGGCUAGCUGUGUACAACCGCAUGUGGGACACGGUCCGGCUCUUUUUAUGCAAUUCGAUUGCGCAUCGACCGGCUGAAUGGCUGUGA
Symbiodinium sp. CCMP2592 is the source of this 2925-nucleotide messenger RNA. NCBI's taxonomy places the organism in Eukaryota, Dinophyceae, Suessiales, Symbiodiniaceae. The record is from the annotation of a GenBank genome assembly.